AUGAUUCCGCGGAUAGGAGCAGGGCUGGCAGCCCUGUUUGUCCUUCUAUCAAGCCUACAGCUCGCGCUGGCCGUGAGCGAUGGCAGCCGUACGAGCUGGAUCACAUACCAGACCGGCCAUGGCGAGACUCUCUAUCUGGACGACAAUCGAAGGCCCUCGCUAUACACGGACGACUUUGGAGACUGCAUGGGCAACAGUCAGAUCAACGUCACUCGCUUCGAUGCUGCAUACUACAAGGACAACAUGACCGUGCUGUUCCAUUUGGCAGGCAAUACCGGCAUUAACAACGACAGCCUGAUGAUGUACAUUGGUGUGUACGCCUACGGUGAGGAUCGCUUCGAUUUGGUCUUCAACCCAUGUAAUGCAAACAUUUACAGUAUGUGUCCGGUAAACAGCAGUGUUCCGAUCACGGCAAGUGGUGUUAUCCCGGUGUCGGAAUCGGACGUUGCCAACAUACCGCCCAUCGCCCUCAGCAUUCCCGACUUCGAGGGAGAGGCCAUUCUCCGCAUCUUCUCCAACACCACACGUUCCGAGAUCGCUUGUUACUCUGCCGUAGUGACCAAUGGCAACUCAUUCGGACAACCCAAGUCAGUGGGGAGCGUGCUGGGCAUCUUCACUUUCGUGGCGCUGAUCGCAUCGUUCGCAACUGCUAUUUAUGGUGAAGCAGUCCCAACGAUGCGUCUACACUACGCCCACUCCUUAUCAGUUGGCGUGGUCUUCGCUGUGUGGCAGCACAUCUUCUUCACUGGAGCGUUGUCGGUGAACUGGCCAUCCGUACUUGUGGCUUGGUGGACCAACUUCGCCUGGGCUGGAGGCAUGAUCUACACAUCAAGCAUGCAGCGCAGCAUUGACUCACUUAUUGGCACCAACGUUGGCAAUACUUCUCAAGUCGGUGCCGCGCAGUCUGGCGCCGACAACUCCAAUGUCGGCGGUGGCUACGAUAUCAGUCUCAUCUACAAGCGAAUGAUGAGCUCUGGCAUCGAGAAGGCUUUCAGCUCGGCUUCUAGACACCCGCUUGUUCGUAAUGUUGCAUCGGAGAUCUACGGCCGUGACUACAGCAAUGUUCUCAGCCGCGAUGUUUUGCAGAAGACUGUAGAGCGAUCGCUGCACGCCCGCGACAACAGCAUUGCUGACGCCAGUGACGGUUACAAGUGGUAUGGACAUCCCGUCCACAAUGGACUGCCACUGCCGGGAAACUACUCUGGUUUCGCGGGUACCUUGGCCGAGGAAGGCAUCGCUGUCAGUAAUGCUUUCAUGACUGGCUUCCUCUGGUUCUUAAUCCUCAUUGUACUAAUGGUAGCAUCCGUCGUCGCAUUCAAAUGGACUCUAGAAGGCAUGGCCCGCUUGAAGUGGAUCAAGACAGACAAAUUCAAGUACUUCCGCGACCACUGGCUAGGCUACACCGGCCUUGUCGCUCUACGGACAUGGUUCAUCGGCUGGUUUGUGCUCAUGUUCUUGACCAUCUUCCAAUUCACGUACGGCUCAGCGGGUGGUGUCAAGGGCGUCGCAGCGAUCGUCUUCAUCAUAUGCUUUCUGGGGUUGCCUGCCAUCGCUGCGUAUGCAGUCUGGUACAAAUGGUCCGUAGCGGAGCACGAUGCUGACCGAGCCAAUGGUUUCGAGCGUAACAAGCUCUUGGGCGGCAAGUUUCCUGUUCCGUGGUUCGGCAAGGAGCAGGCGCAGACCACUGUCGAAGAACAGGGCGUACAACAGAAGGACGAUCAUAGCGAGACCCGCAACGUACCACUCUGGAAGCGAAUGACAUCCGGCGGCGCUGUGAACACCCAACGCAGCAUACACGACAACGAAGACUACACGAAGAAGUUCGGCUGGCUGGCGUCUCGCUUCCGAAGGACUCGCUGGUGGUUCUUCACCUUCUGGCUGUUUUACGAAUUUGUUCGAGCCAUCUUCUAUGCCGGUGCCUCUGGCUAUGCCAAAGCACAGGUCUUCGGUCUUCUUGUCGUCGAGGUUCUCGCAUUUGCCUUCCUGCUCUGGGCACGCCCGUUUGAGGGACAGAGACUCAACAUAAUAGUUGUGUACUGUCUUGGCUUCAGCAAAGUGGCAUCUGUGGCUCUCUCGGCUGCCUUUGAUAUCGAGUUCAAUCUCCAGCGUAUUACCACUACCGUGAUUGGAAUCGUCAUCAUCGUCAUCCAGGGAUUCUUGACGAUCAUCACCAUGAUCGCCAUCAUUGUGGGUGCUAUCAGCUCUUACAUGUCUGUGUCACGUAACCAAGAAGAGUUUCGACCGAGGAAGUGGCAUGGUAUGCGUGAGAAGUACUUUGACCACUUGGACCGGACGCUUAACGACCUUCCGCGACCGCCCAAGCCGGUGAAGGAGAAGAAGAAGAAACCAGAGCCCGAGCCCGAGCCCGAGCCAGGAUUUGAGAUGAAGAAUGUGCGACGCUUGCACAAGAUCGAGGACGAGGAUAAGAAUUUCACUUCGGAGCUUCGCGAGCCAAACGCUUCGUUCUUGGACGAGGACCCAUACCCAGGAAGAGGUGCAACUGGCACGCCCGGUCGGAGUCGCGCUAACAGCAGCCGAGCACCUAGCGUGCACAGCAUGUACAACCUACCAUUCGGCGCUCGACCUCACCGCGCUAGCUGGAGUACAAGAGACAUGACGCAGGAUACCAUCGCAGGAGCCGACAGCUCGGCCAUCGACAUAAGUAGAACGAUUGUCGAGGACGAUUCGGUCCACCGGCCUGCUAUAGGCGCUACAGGCAAGGCCCCAAUGCGCAGCGUGACCGACCCUUCACCAUCUAGACUGAGCUACCAGCCCAGUGUCACCUCCCUCAACCUAGGUGGUGAGGUCAGCACUUUCGAUACCAUCGGAAACGUGCCUGUCCCCACCGUGCGCCCACGUGCAGGCACCCAUGGCUCCCGCGGCGCUGCUAGAAGCGUAUCGUCGCAGUACGGCAUGAUUCCCGAGGGACAGCGAAGCACAGACUUCUUGAACCCAGAACUUCCCGACUCGCAGCCCGGCAGCAAGCGUACUAGCAUGAUCGGCAGCUCGAGCGCGGCGGGAAGGGCGCUUCCUACGAUGACUCCGGCACAAGAGGCGGAUGAGUGGGAGUUGACGAAGACGACAUCACGGCAGGAAUAG
Molecule: messenger RNA, 3099 nt
Organism: Fulvia fulva
Lineage: Eukaryota; Fungi; Ascomycota; Dothideomycetes; Mycosphaerellales; Mycosphaerellaceae
Exons: 2
Coding region: 1-3099 (1032 amino acids)
Biological process (GO): fungal-type cell wall biogenesis; transmembrane transport
Source: RefSeq, a predicted model, not a curated record